Molecule: messenger RNA, 991 nt
Organism: Anoplophora glabripennis (Asian longhorned beetle)
Lineage: Eukaryota; Metazoa; Arthropoda; Insecta; Coleoptera; Cerambycidae
Product: mRNA-capping enzyme
Exons: 7
Coding region: 15-812 (265 amino acids)
Biological process (GO): protein dephosphorylation
Molecular function (GO): polynucleotide 5'-phosphatase activity; protein tyrosine/serine/threonine phosphatase activity
Source: RefSeq, a predicted model, not a curated record
UCUGCUGCACAAAGAUGCCUGAUGACCAGUGGUUCACACCGGCCAUCCUUCUUCAGAGGCAUCCCGGCCUGAAAGUGAUAAUCGACCUCACAGACACCACCAGAUACUACGACCCGCAGGAGUUCGCGAAAGAAGGAGUCGCUCACGUCAAGAUCCGCAUCACCGGUGGCGGGAUGCUGCCCCCACUCCGGCUGUUAAAACUAUUUUUUAGAACCGUUGAUGAUUUCAUGAAAAAAUAUGCAAAUGAUCCAGAUGCCCUAGUGGGGGUUCACUGUACACACGGCUUAAAUAGGACGGGCUACUUCAUCUGUCACUACAUGGUGGAUCGAUUGGAUAUGUCGCCAGACGAUGCCAUUGCGAAAUUUGAGGCAGCCCGAGGCCACCCGAUGCACCGCCUUCAUUUUAUAAACGAGAUAAAAAAUUCGAAAGGAAAAGUGACGAACAGUCGCGAAGAACACGGCGCAGAUACGAAUUCGAAAAAAUUUAAUGAAUAUUCCUCACCUUUAGGUGACGCCUUGCAAGAUUACAUCGAUGACCAUCCGGGAAGAGGUUCUUACAAUAGAUCAGGAAGAACACAUGAAGACUGGAGGAAACGGGACACGCAUGGAGAGCCCAAAGUUUCAAGCUUUCGUAGUUUCAACAAGAACGACUCCAACGGGAGGACAUCUAGGAGUUACAGGUACGACGAUAGAAACAGACACAACCGCGAGAAGCAUUUCUCAAAGAGUGAAAGGAAUGUGGUAAACAGUCAUCCUUAUCAUAGGGACACCUCCAGCACUAGUUCUACCGGAAACUGGAGGGAAAGACCUUGAUGUCUCUUUGGAUGGUCAAAGAAUCUUUUGCACUGCUAAAUUGCUGUGAGUUGAUUUCUUUAAUUUCGCUGUAAAUUUCUUAAUAAGUAGCUUUGUUGUAACUGCUAACAGUAUUUGCUUAGUUUUUUUUAUUCUGGUGCCUUGUAAGGUUUUUAUAUUUGUAAUUCCUUGUUUGAUGA